AUGACGGAUCAUCGAGUCAGGCGCCUCGUCCUCCCCGUACUCCCACGACUCAAAGUACUUGGUAUGAGCUCAAGCUCCCCUGUCGCCGAUCGGCGAAAAGCGAGGUCCAAGAAUGGCUGCUUGACGUGUCGCAUCAGAAAGGUCAAAUGCGACGAAAGCAGGCCGGUCUGUAAAAGAUGCGAAAACAGCCCCAACAAAUGUGAAUGGCUUGAGCCGGGACAAUCGUUGAGUGCAAGGGGACAGCCUACUAAGAGCUUUUCGAGUCCUGUUGGCUAUGGAAGUCCCAGACUCAUUGCGUCGAGUGAAUCGCCAAAUACAAAUCUGACCCCGACCGACUCGGCAAGCCCAGCCGACUUCCACUCACAAGGGAGUAGUUAUGAAUCACCACGGCCCUCUCUAUCAGCAGCCCAUAUUGCCCUUGCCAACUCGCUUCAUUUGAGCUCCGAGGAUCGUGCAGCGUUUGCGUAUAUUCCUGGCUCAAUAUUAGUCUUGAGCUAUGGGAAACUGUGGCCAUGGAGUAACUUCUCAUAUAUCUACACGCACAUCGCGAGUCAAUACCCUGGGGUGAUGAGAAGCUUUAUUGCAGUCGCAGACAUGGAGCUCAGAGCAAAGGAUCUCCUCACCGCACAGGACGCUAUCGACCCAGCUGGGGUUCUGGAAAGGGCAAGUCGACUAGGGUCCGCUGCAACCAUUCAUUAUGCCCAGGCUCUGCAAGAUUUAUCGUCUUUACUAGAUCAUAUCUGUCAGACAGCAGAACAGAGUUGUGAUGUCGACGCUUUGUUCACUAUGUGGUUCCUUAUUCUGAGAUACGAGGCUUACGAUUCAGAAACCAUUGGGUCAUCUUUAUUGCAUCUCGAAGGAAUUAGGUCUUUCUUAAGACCAUAUCUGCAAGGGGAUAGACAGAAGAGAUUACCAUGUGUAGCACAGGCUAUGCUGCUAUACACUCUGUAUCUGGAUGCAGAUUCGGCUACAGGGAAUGCCAACAGCGGCCAAUUCUGUCUCGACUUUCUCUCCCGUGAUGCUCACGAAUACAUUUCCCAUGAACAUCUCUUUCUUAGCGUGAGAUCGGCUCUUCCUAAGAUGUGGGGCGAGCAAUAUCCUGUAUCCGAACUUCUCGAUGAUCUAGAAAACUACCGCCCGCUACGUCUCUAUCAUCUGUGCCAAGGAGCAAAGUUGGAGCUUCUCAGGCUCGCGAGAUCAACGACACAUGAUGGAUCGGAGGAAGGCAGUCUGAAAAAACUCUGGCGACAUGUUGAAAAUUUCGGUGAUGAAUUUGUAGAUAUCCUACUCCUUGCCAAGAAAACCCCCAGUUCGGGUGGUAAACGUCUCAUGUGGACAGUCUAUGCUGCAGCCCUCGACUUCCACGCCCUUCAAAUCCUAUGUUCAAGCCUAGACACCUACCACGAAACAUCAUUCAAGCCUGAAACUUGUCUCUCAUAUAUCUUCACUGUGGCGACCAAAGCAUUAACCGAAGAUCCACGCCAAAUUUAUCGUUUCAUGUGGUCACUUUCUGUGGCAUUGGGUAAAAUGCAGGGACAUAGUAGCCAGGCUUGGCUAUCUACACAACUUGCCAGGGCGCGGGUUUUGUUACCACGGUUUGGUGUUCCGGGAUUAGUUCUGGAGCAAUGCAUCGGACUUCAGAUAAGUAACGAGGGAUAA
This is a messenger RNA of Fusarium venenatum, 1659 nucleotides long. The record is from RefSeq and is a predicted model, not a curated record. NCBI's taxonomy places the organism in Eukaryota, Fungi, Ascomycota, Sordariomycetes, Hypocreales, Nectriaceae.